Messenger RNA from Salvia hispanica, 1132 nucleotides. RefSeq names its product G-type lectin S-receptor-like serine/threonine-protein kinase At1g67520. NCBI's taxonomy places the organism in Eukaryota, Viridiplantae, Streptophyta, Magnoliopsida, Lamiales, Lamiaceae. The record is from RefSeq and is a predicted model, not a curated record.
AACCAUCUCUUUCCAACCAUGCAAUCUCAUAAAGUUUCAUUAGCAUCAACUCUCCUUUACUGCUUAGCCAUCCAAGUCUCCUCCAUCGACACUCUAAAACAAGGACAAAGCCUCAACUCAACAUCCCAACUCAUCUCCAACAAUGGCGCUUUCUCCCUCCGUUUCUACACUCCUCCAAACUCCAACUCCACCUACUUAGCCCUCUGGUUCACCGGCAUGUCGAGGGCCUCUUCCCCGGUCUGGAUCGGAAACUGCCGAAACCCUAUCCCUACCAACUCAACCCCCACCUUGACACUCGGCGACAGAGGCCAGCUCACCAUCACCCACGACGGCGGCGGCGCGCCCAUCGAUCUCUACGCCGGCCGAUCAUCCGAGGUACAAAACGUCACGGCCACGCUGACCGACACGGGAAACUUCCUGGUGAAUUCCAACGGGCCCGCCGGCCUCUUCUGGCACAGCUUCGACCAACCCUCCGAUACCCUCCUCGGAGGGAUGAGGCUUGGCGUUGAACGAAGCAUCAAUAGGAACUGGACGCUCACUUCUUGGGCCGCGGAGAACGAUCCGGCGCCGGGAGCUUAUUCUAUGGAGUGGGAUUCGAGCACGCGGAAUUUGGUGGUGAGGAGGCGUGGGGCGGCUAUAUGGAGGAGCGGCGAGCUGAAAUACUACCGCGACGAGUCGGGGCAGUCGCGGGCGGAGUUCGAGAAUGUGGGCUUCCGGCGAAAUGUGUUUAACUUCAACUUCAACUUCACCGUGGAGGAGGAGGAGGAGGAGGAGUAUGUUAUGUUCUCGGUGCUGCCGUUUCCCGGGUCGCCGCCGCAGGUUUUGUCGGGCUGGAGGCUGAUGUCUGAUGGGGAUAUAGUUGAUGUCGACAGGUCCCUGAUUCUCGCGGAGCCUGCUGAGCCGGCUCCGCCGCCUGAUAGUGCGGCGGCGGGGAUACGUGCGUGGGCUGGUUUCGCAUUCGCGGCGGCGGUUUUGGACUUGGUGUUGUUUGUAAUCUAAAAUCUAAGUCAUACUUUGUUGUGUGCAUAAAUUAUGAUCACUAGUUGUGUAUGUUUGUUGAUAUUAUAAAGAGAAAUUCGUAUGUUUGAGAAUAAUAUAGUAAUAUUCUAAUAAAAUCGACCUAAUUUAUUUA